AUGGUCCUCCGAAUGUUUGCCUCCACGCCCCCAACGCUAUCGCCCUCAAGAUGGAAUCAUAACAAUUUAUUUGAAAGGAGGGGAAUAUGUUUUCCACCCCCUCGUACCAGGGAUGUCGCUAUCUAUCUCUCAGGAGUUUUGUUUGCCAUAGGGUGGUGGACGUUCGUGGACGCCGUAGUAUAUGCCAUCAUCAGAGGAAACACUCUAUCCGAUACUAUUAACGUCAUUGAUUGGAUUUCCGGAAUUAUAACGACCAUCGGGAUGUUAAUUGUUGGCUCAAUCGAUAAGACCCUCAUCACCGAUGAAUUUGCCAUUUACUCGAUUUCAAAUGAAAUUCGCUGGAAAGCCAGGUUGCUAUUAUUCUUGGGGUUCACGUUGUUGGUGGGCGGAACGUUUUGUUCGAUGUCCGUAUUUAUCCUCAAAUAUAUGCUAAGAGACGUGGAAAUGGAAAAAUUGUAUUUUGGAGUUGCCGUGUUGGUUCAGAAUGUAUGCGUCAUGAUGAGUUCGUUUGUUCUGCUAAUCGGUCAAAGAGCACCCAAUACAAAAUAUGACAUCCUCUUAUGA
Molecule: messenger RNA, 564 nt
Organism: Acaulospora colombiana
Lineage: Eukaryota; Fungi; Glomeromycota; Glomeromycetes; Diversisporales; Acaulosporaceae
Source: the annotation of a GenBank genome assembly